AUGGCAUCCAGAAGCGCUAAAGAAAGCGUGAUCAACAAACUAGGUGUGAAGCUGGGCGGUGCUCACAAAAACGAUGAAAUCAGCGAACUCAGAAAGGAAAACGAUUGCCUUAAAAAGGCGCUUCAUGAGAUGUCACGUCUAACAGGAGAGCCGACAGAUUCCGAAAGUAACAAAUUGUUGGAGAGAAUCCUUGCUCUUGAAACAUUACGAGAGAAGAACUCCCAACAGAUUCUUGCCAAGGAUCAGGAAAUAGCAGCCCUGAGGAAGGAACGUCGACUGGGCAGUGAUGGAAUUUUGGUCGGCUUGCGUGAUCAGUUGAGCCAGGAGGUCCAUGAGGCUGAGAUGAAAGAGAAAUUGUUUCAGUCACUAAAACAGGAGACAGAAGAUGUAAAGAAUAAGUUAGUAGCAGUGUCUGCUAAGUGUCAAGAACUAGAAAACAGAGAUAACACUCAGGUUUCCGUCAGUGAGGUUGAUAUAAUCCAGGAGCACCUGAGAGACGCUCUGGAGAAGAACAGGCAGUGGCUGGUGUAUGACCAGCAGAGAGAGGCCUAUGUCAGCGCAGUGUUGACCAGAACCUUCCAGCUGGAACAACAACUGAAACAGGCCAGUGAAUCCCUCGCGCGCCAGCACAGAGAUGCCAGCUCAGAAGGUGAUGUGUCUGUGUCCUGUCAAACGAAUCACAAAGAGACACUUUAUGCCAUGACCUUUGACCUGGAGCGGAGAGCGACGGAGGUGCGGCAGCGGUACGAGGGACUCCUGCAGGAGGUGCAGGGGGAGCUGCAGACGGAGCGGGAGAGGACGACAAAGACGCAGAGGCAGAUCACUCAGCUCCAUCAGCAGUAUGAGGACAGGGAGAGAGAGCUCAGGGAGGCCCGGCAGCGGCUGCAGGAGGAGCACCUCAGCAACCAGAAAGCCACGGAGGAGCAGAGGAGACGCUCCAGGGACAGGGUGUCUCGAAUGCAGGUGGAAGUGGAAAACAUCCACAGCAAGCUAGAGGAGGAGAGGCAGAGAUCUGCAGAGCUCCUGCAGCAGGUGAACCUGCUGCAGAAAUCACUGUUAAAUCAGCAGGAGGAUCAGAGGAGGAUCUUGGUGUUGGAAGAGCAGAUUCAGCAGUCUGCUAAAGAUCUAGAAGAUGAAAAGCGUGAUAACCAACACUUGAGACGUCAGCUGCACAAAGUUUUGAGGGAACUGCGUAAAGCAAAGGAUUAUAUAGUGAAUCUGGAAUUAGAGUGUCAGAAGGCCCAGAGAGAGGCGGACACAUGUGAGCAGAGUGCUUACCUCAGCGUGGAUAAAGCCGACACACCCAGUGAGAAAGGCCUCUCCUCCCCCACCAAGGCACCUUGCCUCCUGGACGAGAGUUUUCUCGAGUGCCCCAACUGCAGGGUUCAGUAUCCAACCAGUCGCCACAGAGAACUGCUCCUCCACGUCGACCAGUGUUUCGGCUGA
Chanos chanos (milkfish) is the source of this 1446-nucleotide messenger RNA. RefSeq names its product centrosomal protein of 55 kDa-like. Gene Ontology annotation, biological process: mitotic cytokinesis; regulation of phosphatidylinositol 3-kinase/protein kinase B signal transduction; establishment of protein localization. Bases 1 to 1446 code for a protein of 481 amino acids. The record is from RefSeq and is a predicted model, not a curated record. Lineage: Eukaryota; Metazoa; Chordata; Actinopteri; Gonorynchiformes; Chanidae. The transcript is spliced from 8 exons. Gene Ontology annotation, cellular component: midbody.